CCUCUCUUGCCCACAAAACACGAUCCUCUUCAGUUCUGUUCUUAGCAUCACCACAGUUUGCUAGACACCCUGCAUGGAAGCCCGAGGCCAGGCCUUUUCCUCCUGCCCACCUCAGCGCCCACAGCUGCUCCCGGCUCACAGCAAGCCCUUAGCAAAGAUUUGUCGGCUGAAUGAAGCAGCCUGGCUCACAGCGGGCAUUUUUAUAUGGCUGCAUUUGUUCCCCCAAAAAGUAGUACAGGCAGACCCCCUCCCCCAAGGGGCACAGGGCCGGUCCUGAUUAGGAGGCGGCAGUUCUUGGAGGCGUGGUUAGGCUCAUUCGCUGUCCCAGGCUGGAAUCUGCCCUGGCUGCAGUCUUUACGUCUCUGGCCCCGCCUUCUCCCCAGCGCGCUCCCGGGAGGUUAAGGGUUAACUCUGAGAAGCCCCCUCAUUACCUGGAUGGGACGAGGGCAGGGCAUUUCCUGUUCCAUUUUCCUGGAGCCCUUCCCCAGGCUGUCCGAGGCUGACUCUGCUCCUGGGAUCCUCAGAACCCCCAGCGCCUCCACCUCUGGAGUGGGACCCCAAGUGGUGUGAAGGAGAGGGAGAGACCCGAGAGUGGACCAGCUGCAUGAGGCAUCCCCCAGGGUCCAGGAUGCUUGCAGAACCCAUCCCGGCUGCACAGGAGCCCGAGCAGCUUGGAGCAGUCAAACUGGAAGAGGAGGAAGCUGCAGGCCAAGAGGACCCCAGGCGGCCAGAGGCCAGGCCCCGGCCCGAGGUGGCUCACCAACUCUUCAGAUGCUUCCAGUAUCAGGAGGACAUGGGGCCAAGGGCGUCCCUGAGCCGGCUCCAGGAGCUCUGUGCCCACUGGCUGCGGCCAGCUCUGCACACCAAGAAGCAGAUCCUGGAGCUGCUGGUGCUGGAGCAGUUCCUGAGCGUGCUGCCCCCUCACCUCCUGGCUCGGCUACAAGGCCAGCAGCUCAGGGACGGCGAGGAGGUUGUCCUACUGCUGGAGGGCGUCCAGAGGGAGUCCACCAGUGUGGGGCCGCUGGAUUUUAGUUUUAAUGCUGGCAAGAACUGUGCCCGUGCAGACAUCACCUUGGAGCAACAGGGGGGCACUUCCCAGGUCUCCAACCACAGCCCCAAAAAGGAAGUGCCCUUGGAAGGGCCACCAGCUCUGGAACCAUCAAAGGAGCUGCCACCAUGCCAGCCAGGGCCCUCCAAGCCUGAUGACCCAGGGACCUGGAGACAUUCCCCUGGUUCAAAGCAGCCACUGAGCCCUUGUCCCACCAGGACAUUCCAGGUCCUGCAAGAGAGUGUGCUGACAGCCCCCCAGGGCCCCGUGCUGUGGUUGGAGGAGAACUCCCGAGAUCAGGAGCUGGCUGCUGUGCUGGAGUCCCUGACCUUUGAAGAUGCCCCAGUGAAAAAGGCUUGGCCUGUGCACCCUCUAGGAUUUGGAAGCAGAACCCCUGAGGAGGAGGUUAAAGAAGAAGAGCCCAAAGGGGUUGCCUGGCCCGUUGUCAUCUCAGCAGAGUCUGGAGUCCAUAGUCCCAGCGUGGCAGAAGAGCCCCAGGGGCAGUCGCUGGGACGCGGCCCUGAGGUAGACGCCUCCGGUCGUGAAGGCGACGGCAGGAGUGACGUUCCACAGGUCAAAGUGGCCGGGGGGACCCCCCAACCGGAGCCGCAGAUGGAGUUCAUCUGCACAGAGUGCGGGGUGAGCUUCCGGCAGCUGGCCCGCCUGGCGGCACACCAGCUCCGCUCCCACCCAGGCACGCGCUCCUUCUCGUGCGAGCGCUGCGGCAAGAGCUUUGGCCGCAGCUCCAUCCUCAAGCUGCAUAUGCGCACGCACACGGAUGAGCGGCCGCACGCCUGCCACGUCUGCGGUCACCGCUUCCGCCAGAGCUCGCACCUGUGCAAGCACCUGCAGACGCACUCCGCCAAGCCCGCCUUCCUGUGCGCUGAGUGCGGCCAGGGCUUCCAGCACCGGGCCAAGCUCCUGCAGCACCUGCUGGCGCACGCCAAGACCGAGGGCACCAACACCAAGGACACCAAGACGGAGGCGAGUGAGCUGGCCGUCGUCCUGUGCUCCCACUGCGGCCAAACCUUCAAGCGACGCUCCAGCCUCAAGCGCCAUCUGCGGAUCCAUGCCAAGGACAAGGGCCACCAGUGCUCUGAGUGCUUGGGCAGCCUGCGCCCAGGCCCCGAGAGCAGGCCCUACGUGUGCGGCGACUGCGGCAAGGCCUUCCGGCGGAGCGAGCACUUGGGGGCCCACCAGCGCGUGCACACAGGCGAGCGGCCUUUCUCCUGCCAGGUCUGCGGCCGCAGCUUCAGCCAGAGCUCCCAGCUGGUCUGCCACCAGCGCGUGCACACGGGCGAGAAGCCCUACAGCUGCACGCACUGCGGGAAGCGCUUCGUUCGUCGGGCGGGCCUCGCCCGCCACCUGCUCACCCAUGGCGGCUCGAGGCCCCACCACUGCACCCAGUGCGGCAAGAGCUUCAGCCAGACGCAGGACCUCACCCGCCACCAGCGCAGCCACACCGGCGAGAAGCCCUGCCGCUGCAGCGAGUGUGGUGAGGGCUUCAGCCAGAGCGCCCACCUGGCGCGCCACCAGCGCAUCCACACGGGGGAGAAGCCCCACGCCUGCGACACCUGUGGCCACCGCUUCCGCAAUAGCUCCAACCUGUCCCGCCACCGCCGCAGCCACACAGGCGAGCGACCCUAUAGCUGUAAAACUUGCGGCCGGAGCUUCCGGCGCAAUGCGCACCUGCAGCGGCACCUGGCCACCCACGGGGGAACUGGGAACCAGGCCGUGUCCGGGCAGGCCGAGCCCCCCCAGGAGUGCCGGGAGUGCGGCAAGAGCUUCAGCCGCAGCUGCAACCUGCUGCGGCACAUGCUGGUCCACACGGGUGCCAGGCCCUACUCAUGCCCGCAGUGCGGUCGCAGCUUCAGCCGCAACUCGCACCUGCUGCGCCACCUGAGAACCCACGCCCGGGAGACCCUGUACUAGCUUCGCGCGCAUGCGCCGGCCCUGUGCAUAUCCCCCGCAUCCCCUGACCCCACCCCUCCCUUUGGCUCCAGCAGCCCUGCCUGUUAGCUCUGCCCCACCCCAGAGGCAUCUCCUCCUGGCCAUGGGAAUGUAUUUCAAAAUGCCCGAGGUAAAACAGCCUUCUUGAAAGUGGUCCCCCUUUAUUUUUUUGAGUUCACGAAAAUGCCACUUGUUAACUCUCCCUCCACUGUAUCACAGGGCGCCCUUCUUCCCAUCCCAGCACCUUCAAUAGGCUAGAUGCCAGCAGGCCUGGGGGAGUGUCCCCAUCCCAAAAAGGCCCGGACUUGGGGUGUGACAGGGUUGUCAUCUCAGAGCCUGCUAUGGGUAAAGCCGAGGAAUUUCACCCCGCAAUUUUUUCUUCGGGAGUCUACCCCUGAUCUGGGCCGUCCAAUACGAUAUCCUCUAGCUGUAGGUAGCUUUUUAAAAUGUACAUGAAUUAAAAUGGAAUUAAAGUCAA
Molecule: messenger RNA, 3476 nt
Organism: Manis javanica (Malayan pangolin)
Lineage: Eukaryota; Metazoa; Chordata; Mammalia; Pholidota; Manidae
Gene: ZSCAN10
Product: zinc finger and SCAN domain containing 10
Source: RefSeq, a predicted model, not a curated record